UUCCUAAUAAAAAUAAUUAUUAUUAUUUUUUUCUUGUAUUAUUAGAAAAUUUGAUUGUCAUAGGUUGAUUGUUUGUCUCCCCUCAUUUAAGCUUUUUUUAGUGGGGGUCCCUUUCCCUUCCUUUUUUAUUUUAGGUGGAAAAGUAAAAAAAAUGCUAUUUUUUAGUCUUUUUGUUUAUAUUCUUUUCUUCUUCCUUUUAUUUUUUUUAUUGGCAAUGAUACAAUCAUGGACAUGGGGGAUUUUAGCAGCUGGAAUAUGCCUAGUUGGGAUCAUUGUAGCAGUUACUGUAUGGACAGUCAAAAGAAGAAGAACAAUGGCAUCAAAUGAUGUAGAAAAGAACAAUGAACAAAUCAUUAUACCAUCUGAAUCUCCCACAACAAUCGAAGAUGAAUCUAUCGUGACCGAAAACAAUAACAAAGAAGCUACUUUAUAUGGACAACAAUUUGCGGUUGUUGAAACUUCUCAAACUGUACUUUCUCCUCCUCCCAGAGAACGCAAAGAAAGUAACAGCAGUAUCACAUUCUCACAGCAAGACUCGACUCCUCAAAAGAUUCGAGACGUGUUUUCACUAUCUCCACAUCCUGAAGUUGAUUCUACAGGAACACCCAAUAGCAUUACUAGUUCGCGCCGGACAGUUACUCCGUUUGGAGGUUACACGAACAACACUAUGGCUGCUCCAAGUUGGAGGGGUCCAACACCACCAUGGACUCAUAACAGCACCUCACCGCAUCAAUCAAUAACAAAUAGACAGUAAUUGGCUCUUGGCUCAAAUCGAUAUUUUUACCGAGGCGAAAAAAAAAAGAAAAAAAAAUACUCCAUUCAUAAAUAAAAACCGCUCAUUUUUUUCCUUUUUCCUAAUAUUGCAUCCAUAUCCGUGUGUGUGUUGACAAUUUAUAGUAUGCGAGAUAUUUCGAAUGAGAACUUUACGCUUCUGGGAGGCAGAAGAAACAAUCAAAACUAUCACCGACAGGUCUUGAUUGAAUACCAACGCAUGAACCAAGUGGCUACAGAGUAUGAGCGAAAACACGUCUAUCGAAUUGAAUGCCAUGAUUGUAAUUUUGUAUUAACAGAUCGGGGUAUGAACG
Messenger RNA from Mucor mucedo, 1085 nucleotides. RefSeq lists its product as uncharacterized. The record is from RefSeq and is a predicted model, not a curated record. NCBI's taxonomy places the organism in Eukaryota, Fungi, Mucoromycota, Mucoromycetes, Mucorales, Mucoraceae. The coding region runs from base 152 to 754 and encodes 200 amino acids. The transcript has a single exon.